This is a messenger RNA of Daucus carota subsp. sativus, 1159 nucleotides long. RefSeq names its product zinc finger protein ZAT10. Lineage: Eukaryota; Viridiplantae; Streptophyta; Magnoliopsida; Apiales; Apiaceae. Bases 107 to 907 code for a protein of 266 amino acids. The transcript has a single exon. Gene Ontology annotation, cellular component: nucleus. Gene Ontology annotation, molecular function: DNA-binding transcription factor activity; transcription cis-regulatory region binding. Gene Ontology annotation, biological process: regulation of DNA-templated transcription. The record is from RefSeq and is a predicted model, not a curated record.
CCCUAUCUCCCAUUCUUCACUCCCCUCACUUCUACGAUCUCUCGCUCUCAUCUCUCUCUCAAAUCUCUCCCACUCUCAUCUCUCUCUGUGAGUUAACAUAGCUACUAUGGCUCUGGAAGCGAUGAAUUCACCCAAAAUCCCAACCCCUCCGCCCCUCAAUAACUACAAGCCCCUCAAUAACAACACAAACAGCGCUAGCACCAGCACUACCACCACUCUUCUUCACAAUUCGGAGCCAUGGAUGAAGAAGAAGCGCUCGAAACGACCCCGUUCCGAGACUCCGCCGCCGUCUGAAGAAGAGUAUCUCGCCCUCUGUCUCAUCAUGCUUGCUCGCGGUGGCGCCGCCGCCUCUCCCACCCCUAUCCACCGCCAAGAACCACGUGAAGUACUCUCCGAUAAUCAUGACGCCAAUACAUACAAGUGCGGUGUGUGUAACAAGGCUUUCUCGUCUUACCAAGCUCUCGGCGGCCACAAGGCCAGUCACCGUAAAACCCUAGCCACCGCCGCCGAAGAUAAAAACAACAACUCCGCCAACUCCAACGGAACCCUAACUACGAACUUAGGGUUGAACCCUAGCGGUAGGGCCCACGUCUGCGCUAUCUGCCACCGCUCUUUCCCUACAGGCCAGGCUCUUGGCGGCCACAAGCGCCGCCACUAUGAAGGCAAUAUCAACGCAACCGCCGCAAGUGGAAGCGCAGCCACCGUGGUAUCCUCGUCGUCGGUACCGGCAGGGUCAACUCAGAACCGGGGGUUUGACUUUGACCUAAACCUCCCCGCGUCACCUGAAGAAGACUCGCCGUUGGAAGUGAUCGUUGACUUUAGUCGGGGAAGUCAACUUUCCGGUGAGCAAGAAGUGGAGAGUCCCUUGCCUGUGAAGAAACCGCGUUUCUUAAUUCCCAAUUAUUGAAUUCUAUAUUUUUCGAUCGCCAUUAUUGAAAAAUUAAAUUUAGUUGUCAGAUACGAUAGCAAAUUGUUAGGUAUCAAAUUUUUGUAUGCAAAUUUUUACGAGUAUGGUUUGUAGAAGGCUUUCUGUUGGAGUACUAUUGAGUAUUGAUUCGUUAAAUUGAUUGGAUUAUUUGUUUGUUUAUUAUUCGGUAAAAUUGUAAUUUAGAUAAAAUUGCAUGGAAGUCCAUGUGAAGAUGCACAUGUUUAGACAUGA